Molecule: messenger RNA, 3750 nt
Organism: Cladocopium goreaui
Lineage: Eukaryota; Dinophyceae; Suessiales; Symbiodiniaceae
Source: the annotation of a GenBank genome assembly
AUGGACAGGCAUCCUGUGGCAAUUUCGGCAGCCACCGGUUCGAUUUCGUCCACUCUUUUCUUUCUCCUAAGGGAUUUGUUCACUCAGGCCCCGGGACCAACUCCGCCACCUAUAGGCUUGCCUUUGGAUUUCAGCUGCCCGGUCUGCCCUGAUUGCUGCCUUUGGAUUGAACGGCAAGCUCUACAGGGUCCUUGGAUGAGUGGCACCCGAGCUGGCAUUCUAGCCGAGCUCGUUGCCAUCCGUGAGGACUUGGUGAGUUUGGCUGACCGACUGGACAGGCUUCAGGCCCAGGUGGAAGGUCUUGGUGUUGAGGAUUUUGAGUUGGUAGACGGGGGCUCCGUCCGUGGUUUGCCUGCUGGAGUUGCCGCCAAAGCUGCUCCAGCUCCUCUGACCUCGGAUCGUGAAAGGACCUCUGCUGCUGAGCAGACAGGGCGCUUCUUUGUGCGCUGCUUGGCCAAUCUUCCUGGUGGUGAUAGCGGCAGAAGCCGUGUGAAACUCCAGAACCGGCUCUACGUGGUGGUGCGAUCCAUUCGCGGACAGGUUUUCAAUCCUGUUCGUGUGCUCAGCCGUUUCUCUAAGGCCAGGGAGUUGGUCACUGAGACUGGUGUGGGUAGCAAUUUUGGUGAUUCAAUUUUUGCUGGAUUUGCAUCGCAGUGGGAAGCUAAGAUUGCUGUUCAAGAGGUUGCCCUAGUUGCCUUUGACGAUCAGAAAGGUUUUCUAGUUGCUUUGCCUGCAUCGGCUUGGGACAAAAGAGUUGACAAAAGAAAGCUCAAGCCAGGCACCAUCAACAAGGUGCUCAAAGUUGCCGUUGGUGGAAGCACAGAAGAGGACCGUCUGCAGGCUUCUGAGGGCAAAACUAUAAACAGCUGGAUUGGCUGGCUUUCGGAGGCAUUUGUUCCUUCGAUCAGUUUUGGUGAAGAAGUGGCUACCUCUGGGUUUGUAGACAGGGACUCAGGGGAUCCAUGCUUUCCUUUUGCGGAAGCCUUGGUGGAAGCAGCGAAAGACAAGUUUCAAGUUCGCCACCCUGGCGAGGAAGAAGUUCCUCCCGAUCGUUUGACUGCUCUGGAGAACCAGUUUGGUCAACUUCGGGGAAGCCUAGAAGAGUUGUUAAAGUUUCACCGAGCCGGAGGAGGAGGAGGAUCUGGCUAUGUCACUGCAGAAGAAGUUCCAGGCGGCUUAUCCAAGAGUCCUCCAAAAACUGCAGGCAAAGUCAAGGCGAAGGCCAAAGUGAAAGGCCCUCCAGUUGGCCCCCCUCCGGGUCUGGGAGCAGUUCACGAUUUUCCAGGUCUCGAUCCAGGGACCGUUGCUGCAGCCCUGCAAGCUGGUGUUCCUCGGUCUCAGCUGGAAACAAUCAGUCGAGUAACUCUCGGCCGACCGGCCAAGCUGGGCGAUUUCCCUGCCGAGGAGGAGGCUGCAGAUGGCGAUGGAUCAGUCAUGGAAGUCGGGCAAGAGCAAGAAGACAUGCCUGCGGAUCCGAUGGCCAGAGCAUUGGUUCAGUUGACGACCAUAGUGGGCCACCUCUCGAAGAAAGCCAAGUUGGACCCCUUGGAGGAUGCCUUAGAAGGCCUCUCAGGAUCUGGGUCUGUGGAGCAGCCAAGCGGUUUAGCCAGGAAGCAUGCCGCUUUGAUUGCAGCUUUGAAAAAGACUUUCAAAGAAAAUCCAAAACGAAUCUGGGAGAUCAUCGAGUCCAACAUGGCCGACGAAUUCGAUCUCAGAGUGUCCCAACCCAAUGUACCGGGACUCUCCUUCACUGCGAGAGGCUGGGCCGAGCAUCGGUCACGCAUUAUGGGUUAUGCUCGGAGUGUGAGGGCAACAUGGACUCUCAGUGGAGUGCUCGAUGCACUCCGGAAUGGAUGUGUCGACGAAGCCCGAGCAAGGUGCUGCUUAGGACUAGCACAGCUGGAGCAGGAGAGUUUGGAUCAUGGAAGCUUCCUUCUAGCUCAAGAAUUCUCAUUGGAGCCGCCAGCUCCCUUGUCGUCUUUCCAAGCUCACGCCUUGCCCGAUGUCACCGAAAUGCCACACACGAGACUUAUGGACUCUCGUUGGGUGGAUGCAUUCGCCCAUCGACUGAAAGAGGUGGACAAUUACGUGGAGAUGCGCAAGAAGUUGGGGCAGAAGUCAAAAGCAGCUCCAGCUAUCCCAUCUCAUCCACCGAAAACAGGUGGCAACGCGAAGGGCAAAGGCACGUCCGGCCAUGCACUUGCGGACUCACGAGUGGAUGAAGGUGACCCUUUGCCGGGCUCUUCUACCUCUCAGCCUCUGGCUCUAUUCGGUCGGGGGAAGCCGGAAUCCGCUCAGAGGUCCGCUCAGCAUGGUGCCGUUGACAAGCCCGGCAGCGUAUGUCGGCUUUCGAGCGAUGAGGGCAUUUUGCCCGAGGUGCAGUUGGGUGAUGACUCUUCAGCCAGGGUUCCAAAGCAUAUCCCUGGUGCUGGGGCGUCCUCCAUCAGAAUUUGGGCAUCUUGGAGCAAUUGGCAUCAAGAUCUUUUUGCUUCUUCGACUCCUUUCAGUCGUUUUUACAAGGCACAGUGUUCAAGGUGGCUAGCAGCUAAUAGCCAAGCUGUGAGAGAAGAGGACCAAGUUUGGCCGAUGCCUCUGCCGUACAGAUGUUUUGCUGGAAAGGGCAUUUGUGAUAGGGAAAGAGGCUUUCGCAGGCUUUUGAAUCUGCAAGUUUCUUAUCUCAAUUUCCUCCACUUGGGAGGUCGAAGCCCACCUUCUGGCAUUUGUGGCCCUACGCCACUUAGUUCCAAGCAAAAGGAGGUAGUGGCCAGACUACGGCGCCUCUCUGAGGCAUGGAGUCUUCUUGAUGAACUUCAUGCGGCUGAUAUGGGCCGAACUGCAGCCAAGCAGGAGAAACAAGAACAAGUUCUCGGCUGCCUCACCAAGAUGUGCACUGCGGCUGUGGGUGACCUGAAAAAGUAUCGUCUGCAGCGCUCUUGUGUAACUCAAGGUCAUGAGAAGGAUGACUUAGGCAUCAUCAUUGACGACUUCGUCAUCAUGCAAAAGGUUUCGUGGGAUGCUCAGGAGCUCUACAUGGUUGAUGCUUCCAACUGGGGGGAUGCCGUUGCUGACGAACUUCCUGAAGGCGAAGUUGCCUAUGAAGAGCAUCCUGUUUGGGAGUCUGCUGCUCGUUGUUUGGAUUUCAGUCUUGUCUGGAAGCGUCGUGCAAAGUCUCAACGUCACAUCAACGUGGGUGAAAUGAGGGCGUAUUUGAAGGCUGAGGCGGUUGCUGGGCUAAGGGCGUGUGAUCAGCGCGUGCCUGUGGGUGGUGAUUCCCAAGUGGUCAUCGGUGCAGUGUGCAAAGGGCGUAGUGCUUCGGAGUGUCUUAAUGAAGAAUUGCGUCGCAGUCUUCCUCAGCUUUUGGGUAAUGGUAUUUACAGUACCCCUGGGUAUGUUCGUUCUGCUCACAAUCCUGCUGAUGACCCCACUCGUGGAAAGUCUUUGCGUUCUCCUUCUUGUUGUUUGCCCCAAUGGUGGAUUGAUGCUGAUUUGGGAGAUUUCUCUGGCAUUGACGAGUUUUUGUCCAGCUGCGAUUUGCUUCCUGAACAGUUGGCUGGCUAUGACAGUUUGGCAAAGCUCAAUUUGAAAGAGCCUGAUCUCCUUGACAAAUCCAUUUGCAGCUCAAGGCAUCGCAAGCAAAAGAUUUCUGUAAAAGAAAAAUUGAGAAGUCGAAAGGCCUCUGAAGUCAGCAACAAUGUUUCACCUUCAGAUGAACCCUAUCCCUGGUCUCAAGAAAUUUAUGACAUCUUUUGA